Molecule: messenger RNA, 3826 nt
Organism: Culex quinquefasciatus (southern house mosquito)
Lineage: Eukaryota; Metazoa; Arthropoda; Insecta; Diptera; Culicidae
Product: E3 ubiquitin-protein ligase AMFR
Exons: 10
Coding region: 1003-3378 (791 amino acids)
Biological process (GO): protein K48-linked ubiquitination; endoplasmic reticulum unfolded protein response; ubiquitin-dependent protein catabolic process
Cellular component (GO): cytosol; endoplasmic reticulum; ubiquitin ligase complex
Molecular function (GO): ubiquitin binding; ubiquitin protein ligase activity
Source: RefSeq, a predicted model, not a curated record
GGGAAGGUUCAUUCAUUCUGUGUUUUCCUCGUGACCGCGACGGUCGACGGUGUGCGAAAUCUUCUUUCUGGGGAGAUUUUAAAAAGGUUUUUUUUUUCCUGUCUAAUUUGCGCACUCACUGUGGUGACGUUUCGCUGUGGGGAAAAGCAGUAUUUUUCCACAUUUGCCGGAAAAUUAAAACGGGAAAAGUAGAAAUCUUGGGUGUUGCAGUUUGUCAAGUUCUCCUCUCGCAGUGUGCCAUUGCUGGAAAUUGCAAUCUUGGCAAGAGGAUUUGGGAAGUGUUUCAGUGUGCAGUGGAACGAAAUGAAAUAAAAAAAAAAAAUAAAAGCAAAAAAUAAGACGUGGAUAAAUGAGAAUUGCGAAAUUGCCUUCGUUUUCUUUCGGAAGUGUGCUAAAAUAUUACCUAAUUUUGCGUUAAAUUGAAAAAAUCGUAAACAGUGCGUAGUAAGCGAUUGGAAUAAUAAUAAACAAAACAAAAAGAAGCCAAAUUAAGGUGCGCAAGCAAAAAAGAUUCACAAUAAUCAAAGUGUGACAGGUGAAGUGUUUUUUUUUAUUGUGGUCAGCAGGCUCUGCUGACACCAGGGGAAAACGGAAAAUUGAUUUUCUCUGCCUACUGCUGAGGCAGCUGCUUGCUAGCUUGGCUGGAAGAGCCGCCGAACGGGACCUGCUGUCUGUGUACCGUAUGGGAGCAGUUGUUGGAUCGAUACGGGUUUUGGCAUUGACUGGUGCGUGUUACUACGGACGGGUUUUUUUUCUUCGGACGCAGAUUUUGGAUUAAUUGAAGCUGUGUACGAGACGUUACGGUUGGCGUGUUCUAAGUGUGCUAAGUGGUGAGAAGAAUUCUGGCUAAAAUGUGUCUACUUAGUUGGGCCAAGUGCGGUAAUAUUUUGUGUUAAUGUUCCUAUCGCGGUGGACCGAACAGGUCGUUGUCAAGUGAGUUGUGUGUGAGAGAGAGAAGCCAAGUCUUCAACAAAAUUUAGGAAAAAAUCAGUGUUCCCGAAAAUGCCGGUCGUUCUGAACGGAUCGAUUCCGUUGCCCAGCAUCCGGGUGUACACCAGUGCCAGCAUCCUGCUGGUUUCGAUAUGUCUGUAUUACGCGUGUUCCGUAACUAGUGAUCCCUUCUGGAGGCAGCAAAGCAAUGCCACCGCAGCGGCGGCCCCUACAAUCCUGGCCGCCGGAACGGCCACCGCUGGGGCAGCUGGUGAAGCGGCCGCUGGAGCAGCAGCGGCCGGACCAGCAGCCGCAGGUGGCGUCCCCGGCGUCAAGCUGGACUCGGUGCUGACGGUGAAGGAGAUUGACGAUCUGGAGGAGAAGAUCCUGGCGGCGACCGACGCCGACCUGCAGCGGAUGAUGGCCGAUGAGGCCGAGCUGCUGGAGAGUGCCGUCGCGAACGAUUCCCGCUCGAUCGGGGCGCACCUGAAGGACAUUGCGUCCUUCAUGGGCAGCGAGCCGGUGUGCAUUUGGACACUAAUCAACAUGGCGUAUUGCUGCUUGAUUUUGCUCGGGAAAUCCAUCCAGAAGGUCGUCUUCGGGGAGCUGCGAAUAUCUGAGCAACAGCACAUGAAGGACAAAUUUUGGAACUUUAUCUUCUACAAGUUCAUCUUUGUGUUUGGCGUCGUCAACGUGCAGUACCUUCACGAGGUCAUCCUAUGGGUGUCAUGGUUCUCCGUCCUUGGGUUCCUCCACCUUCUGUCGCAGCUGUCCAAGGAUCGCUUCGAAUACCUGUCCUUCUCGCCGACGACCCCGGGAUGGUCCCACCACUUCCGGCUGAUCGCGCUCCUGUCCGCGAUCCUGACCCUGUCCGGCUUCAUGCUGAUCGUCUCGAUCGGAGUAGGCGUCUUCGUCAGUGGCGUCAACACGUUCGCCUUUAUGGCCGCCGAGUGCGUUUUACUAUCGAUCCGGACCCUGCAUGUGCUGAUCCGGUACGCGAUGUUCCUGUAUGAUAUGCGCCAGGGAGGAAUCACCCACGAGUCCAUUUCAUGGGACAAGCGGGGCCCGGUGGCGUACUACAUCGAGCUGUCGUUCGAGGUGGCCGCCCUGGUCAUCGACUUUGGCCACCAUCUGCACAUGUUGCUGUGGAGCAAUAUCUUCCUGUCGAUGGCCAGUCUGGUGAUCAUUAUGCAGUUGCGCUACCUGAUCAACGAGAUUCAGCGCAAGUUCAAGAAACAUCGGAAUUAUCUGUGGGUGCUGAACCACAUGGAGAAGAGCUACCCGCUGGCGACGGUGGACGACCUGAAGCAAAACUCGGACAACUGUGCCAUCUGCUGGGAGAAGAUGGAGACGGCCCGGAAGCUGCCCUGCUCGCAUCUGUUUCACAACUCCUGUCUUCAGUCGUGGCUCGAGCAGGACACGAGCUGCCCGACCUGUCGGCUGGGACUGAGCGUACACCAGAACAACAGCAACAUCCUGCAGAACGAGAUCCGCAUUGACGAUGCGGAACCGGCAGGCCGAACCGCCAACAACCACUUCUUCCACUUUAACGGCUCGCGGUACGUGUCGUGGCUGCCCAAUUUCUCCGUCGAGGUGACGCACAUCAACUCGGUGCUGCGUACGGAGUCGCUGCUGCGCGAGGCCACCACCGCCAACCACACGUCCCAGAUCCGGAACAUGGCCCGGGACGUGCAGGAGAUGUUCCCGCGCUUUCCGCUGUCCACGCUGAUCGCCGACCUGACGAUUUCCCGCUCGAUGGAGGUGACCAUCGAUAACAUACUCGAGGGACGUCUGCAGGUGCCGGCACGGUUCCAAGAAUUUGACGAACUGCUCGAAGACGAGCCGAACACGACGACCACGAACACGUCUACGACGACAACGCCCGUGACCACACCGAGCGAUCCUAGUUUAAGCAACAGCCAUAGCUUCAACGGUAGCAGUCAGGCCGCUGGACCGGUCUCGGCCUUCCCCGCCAUCACCGCCAACGAUUACUACGUCAACGCGGACGAGUUCAACCCGAGUGGCCACUACGGAACGAAUCCGUCCUCCUCGUCGACCUCGUCCUCGCCAGGUGGAAGCAGCAGUGGCUACGAGGUCGAGCGAAGUACCAACAUCUUUGGAAACUUUGACAACCUGCUGCGGGACGACAGCACCGACGACAUUCCCCUCGGGGAGCGCUUCUCGAAAAGCUCGGAAGAGCGGGAACGAAUUCUACAGCGGCGCAAGGAACAGCUGCUGCUGAUCGCGAGGAGAAGAUAUCUCGAAAAGAACAAAUCCGAACUGAACCAGUCCUCGCCGGUGGCCGGCUACAGCCAAGGGGACGCCAUCCGGCAUCGAAACAAGAGCUGCAUGGACGAAGUCGUGCCGCCAUCCUCCUCCUCCUCGACAGAGCCAUCCACUUCCGCAUCCAGUGAGCACGUGCACCAAGAGCAACUGCGGCCAAAUUAAGCUAUCCUCCUCCUGCUCCUACUCCUCCUCCACUUCCCUCCUCUAUAACUCUAUCAAGAAAAAAAACUAGGGCAGAACAUGUGAUCAUUAUCAAGUAGAAUACUGUAAUGCAUGUAGCGAAAGCAACAACAGAACAAACUUGUAACAAAAAUAACAAAACACAACAUUAACAGAAGGGCAAGCUGCGUAGAACAGAAACAGUAUCGACUUAGUGAACAUUAAGGAAAGCAAGCAAAAAUAUAAAAAAAAGAGAGAGAGGUAAGAUUUUAGUGUGCUCAGCUCGUUGGAUUGAAUCUGCUAAAUAAUACAUACUAGAGCAAAAGGCUUAGAAGAAAGAUCGUGGUCAAACGACAGUCAAAAAAAGAAAGCUAGAGCAAAAUGAACUGCAAGCGUUGUGAUGUUAUUUAUUUAUAUAUCGUAAUGUAAUGUGUAGCAAAGGAAAAAAAAA